AUGCAUAGCUCGCUGCUAGUUCUCAUCCUAGCGUAUGCACAGGCUACGAAGGCCAUUUAUCUCAAUGCCACGGUCAAUCCUGUGCGUGGAAACCUCACAACAUCAGUCGCAUACUUUGACGUCUCUCCAGGUCCCUUCACGCCUCUCAUGGCUCAGGAAACUGAUCUAGUACAGACAUUGGAUCACGAAACUAUCGCCUAUGGUGAGGUGUACGUCGAGACUCCAGAUAAGAGACCGGUGCGCAUCUCUGCUUACGUUUCAGCAACACCAAGCACAGGUUCUCAGGUUGAAGUCACCAGCGCGGCUCAGGAUUCAGAUCUUGGCUCUGAAAGCGAAUUUCUUUCAUCCGCCACAGGUUCUCCUGCCCAGGCAUCGAUUGUACCUGGUACAGCCUCCGGCUCAGAACCUCUCUCUUCCUCGUUGACUAGUAUUCCAAAUUCACAAACAACGUCCGUUGGCGCCUCAGUCACCAAAGAUUCAUUGUCAAAGAUCUCCGGCACGCAAUCAAAGCAUUCCAGUGCCACAAUCACUGCCGACUCUCAAUCAAAAGCUACCAGCGCCGAAAUCAUCGCAAGCUCACAAUCAGAAGAUUCCAACGCCAAAAUCACUGCCGACUCUCAAUCAAAAGCUACCAGCGCCGAAGUCGCCGCGAGCUCACAAUCAAAAGAUUCCAGUGCCGAAGUCACUGCUGACUCUCAAUCGAAAGCUACAAGCGCCGAAAUCACUGCGGCCUCACAAUCAAAAGCCACUGGUGUUCAGAACGCCUCUUCAAGGUUAUCGUCUUCCAGCGUACCAUCCUCCGCUUCUCCGGUUAGUCAGCUUCUCACAAAUACUGCAUCGACAUCUACAAGCACAAUUUACACAGCUUCAAACACUGUGCCUACAAGUCAAUCUGCUUCUUUCGUCACCACCGUUUCGUCAAGAUCCGACCUGCCAUUGGUGACGCAUUCUCUGAGUAGCAGUACGCUAUCUCAAAGUAUUUCGACCACUUACACAGCACCAAGGACUGUCACCAAUGCCUUGAAUAUUACGAUCGCGAGCUCAACCUUUCAGUCUUCAGCACAAUUGACUUCGGCUUCUUCAGUUGGCGUCUCAACCAUAAUUAACGGAUCUGCACCAGUAACGAUCGAAUUCUCGUCCGACGCAAUCCAUUCAAUCACGACCUCUAGCUCCAUGACUCCAUCCGGAUCUUCCCUCGUUGCUACUGAGACGCUCAUGAGUCAAAACUCAUCAUCAACCGAACCUUUCGUGGUAAUUCCAACAUCAGAAUCAGCUACCGCGUCCUCGCAUGCGCCAGCAUCGACCAAUGCAACAUCAUUUGCUACUGUGCGGACGUCAGUGUAUGCGAACAUUACAACUUUAAUUUCGCGCACACCAGAUUUCACUUCUCCCGCGGCGAGCGCCUCGAGCGCUAGUGGUUUUUCUAGCAUCAGUGUCAGAUCCUCUGCCAGUGUUGAAGCCACGGCAUCCUCCAGUACAGAGGGCUCACUCUCCACCGACUCGCAAGCCACGACCUUAUCGGCAUCAGCGACAUCGUACAGCGUGUCAGCCUCCUCUAGCUUCGGUUCCAUGGCCUCAUCGACAACACUGACAUCGUACACCGAAUUGACUAGUUCUUUGCCUACUUCAAGUACAAACUCCCUGACCUCAAAUUCUGUAUCGUCGACGAUAGAGUCCAGUCUUACAUCAUCAACAACUGCCAUCUCCACAACGAGUUCAGCCACUUCUGCCACAACUGCAUCCGUUGUCUCUACCGUGAAUCUCUUCAACGCGAUUCAAACUGAUGCUCCACCAUCCGUCUUCGCAAGACACUCAAACCCUAUGGACGUAUCAAGCGGUGUAUCCAAUAACGGUUCGCCUUACGAAACCAACAAGUUCUACACCAAUUUGAUUGUCGGUGACCAGUCCAACGCUGCAUUUGUAUAUCCAUUUUCGUUAUGGAAGUACAGUUCGAACGGAGCCUCUGGGUUUGCAGUCUCCCACACCACUAAAGACCAGUAUGCCUUUGGCAGCUACGAUAGCGCUGGUAACUCUCAAUACUUGGUUAAUCCAUUGGGAAUUGCCUCUAUGGUGUUCUCUGCCGAAUCCUUUGAUGAAUCAAAUUUCAACAUGUUUGUAGGGGACAUGACAACAUCUUCAUGCGAUGUGACUAUCAACGAUGGUACCACUAGCAACAUAUUGGAAAUCCCAUUGGUUCAGGGUAUGGGAUUUUCGACAGGUAUCUAUCACGGUAACUUGAUUCCCGUAAUCAGAACCUCAGCAGCAUUCAUCUCAUUAGAGCAAGAAACUUCGGAUAUUUUACCUACUGGUAUUUUGAAAUACCGCGUGGGGUUGAACAGCGGGUCUACUUGGUUAGUUUACGUUACUCUUCCCGAUGGCCAUACCGAAGACUCAUUUUCUUUGACAUACUCAGACACAUCGUCAAUUGUUGGAUCUAAUGCUAUUGACGGGUUAAUUAUUCAAUUUGCAGUGGCACCAGACACGACGAGUUUCGAGACUUAUUACGACAAUGCUGCCGGCAUGUACCCAACUAGUUUUGAGCUAGAAGGGUCAUCCGAUGGCACAUCUGCCGAAUACUCCUUCAAUUACCAGACAGAAGGUAAAUCCGCUUCGGGCAAGACGAUGAUUUUCGCAUUCCCACAUCAUUUGGAAGCUCUGUCUUCGGAAUCACAGGCUGCACUCACUGGUGUAACGCUACAAUCAACAACAAAAGGUACUAUGGAAGGUCUACUGACAAAUAGUUUGUCGUUUGCGGAAACUUUGAACACAGAAAUCGGAUGGCUACCUUGGUCGUCGCAACUGGGCGGCCAAAGCAUCAGCUACAGCGCCGAGCAACUGCAAUUGAUCUCGGAGACCGCGAACUCCGAGAUCAACAUCAACGUUUGGGAUUCGAUUUGUGGAUUAAACACCUAUUACCUGGGCAAAAUCAUUGACAAGUACAGUUAUAUUUUACUCACAGUGUCGGACAUUCUACAAGACUCGCAAGUAACCGCAGCGGUUUUGUCGAAUCUGAAACAAGCAUUGGACAAUUUGACGGGCAAUCAACAACUGUAUCCGCUAUACUACGACACCAAAUUUGGUGGAAUUGUUUCCUCCGGGGACUGGGCUUCCACGUCCACAGGGUACGAUUUUGGAAACACUUACUACAACGACCAUCAUUUCCACUACGGCUACAUCGUACACGCGGCCGCGGUGCUGGGACGUAUCGAUAGUCAACAAGGUGGAACGUGGGCGCAAGACAACAAGGAUUGGGUCAACGCCUUGAUCCGGGACGUAGCAAACCCAAGCAGCGAGGACGAUUUUUUCCCAGUCUCGCGUAUGUUCGAUUGGUUCGGCGGCCACUCGUGGGCUGCAGGCUUGUUUGCAAAUCCAAACGGUAAGAAUGAAGAAUCCAGCUCUGAGGACUACAAUUUUGCAUAUGGAAUGAAACUUUGGGCCACGGUGAUCGGGGAUAGUUCGAUGGAGCGCCGCGCGGACUUAAUGGUGGCGGUGAUGAAAAGAUCCAUGAACUCCUACUUUUUGAUGGCACAGGACAACCAGGUGGAACCGUCCGAGAUCGUCGGAAACCAGGUCGCAGGCAUCCUGUUCGAUAACAUCAUCGACUACACCACGUAUUUCGGCACCGCGGUGCAGUACAAGCACGGCAUCCACAUGCUGCCGAUCACACCAGUUUCGUCGGAGAUCAGAACUCCCGCUUUUGUACAACAAGAAUGGGAAGGAACGCUGAGCGGCGUGGCGGCGGAAUUGAGCGACGGCUGGCAGGGCCUGCUAAUGCUGAACCAAGCGCUUUACGAUCCCAGCGGCUCGUACGAUUUUUUCUCCGCCGCGGACUUUAGCGACAACUGUUUGGACAGCGGCAUGUCGAGGACCUGGGCUCUAGCGUUUUCAGGCGGAUUGGCCCACACGCUAGGGUAA
Messenger RNA from Lachancea nothofagi CBS 11611, 3915 nucleotides. NCBI's taxonomy places the organism in Eukaryota, Fungi, Ascomycota, Saccharomycetes, Saccharomycetales, Saccharomycetaceae. The record is from the annotation of a GenBank genome assembly.